Messenger RNA from Hemibagrus wyckioides, 1439 nucleotides. It is a transcript of the gene foxi1, whose product is annotated as forkhead box i1. Gene Ontology annotation, molecular function: DNA-binding transcription factor activity, RNA polymerase II-specific; RNA polymerase II cis-regulatory region sequence-specific DNA binding. The record is from RefSeq and is a predicted model, not a curated record. The transcript has 2 exons. Bases 23 to 1144 code for a protein of 373 amino acids. Lineage: Eukaryota; Metazoa; Chordata; Actinopteri; Siluriformes; Bagridae. Gene Ontology annotation, biological process: cell differentiation; regulation of transcription by RNA polymerase II; anatomical structure morphogenesis.
CACUACAAACUCGGCACGCUCCAUGUUUCUCGAAGGAGAGAGGAUUAUGAGCGCCUUCGGGCAGCAGCCAUCGCCGCAGCAGCUGAGCCCGGUGGCAAACCCGAGCGCGCAGGACAUGUUGGACAUGGCCGCCUACUGCGACAACCUGAGCGCCUACCACCAUCACCAUCAACAGCAACAGAGCGCACACCACCCGUCACCUAGAUCUUCCGUGCAUGCUCAGGCAUAUGGCCUGGCCGAGUACGCAGCUCCCGGUGCGAACCCGUACCUGUGGCUGAACGGGCCGAGCAUCGGUACUACCUCCUCUCCGUACCUUCCAGGAGGCGCAAACGGGGCCUCCACCUACAUGCAGCCUGGUUAUGGAGCAAGUCAGCGACAGUUCCUGGCACCUCCAGCCGGUUUCCACGGGACCGACCUCGGAUGGCUGGCCGUCCCGGGACAACAGGACCUUUUCAAGAUGGUUCGACCUCCAUACUCGUAUUCCGCCCUGAUUGCCAUGGCUAUCCAAAACGCACAGGGCAAAAAACUCACACUCAGCCAGAUCUACCAGUAUGUCUCUGACAACUUUCCGUUUUACAAAAAGAGCAAAGCAGGAUGGCAAAACUCCAUCAGGCACAACCUGUCGCUUAAUGACUGCUUUAAAAAGGUCGCGCGAGACGAGGACGAUCCUGGCAAGGGCAACUACUGGACUCUGGACCCAAACUGUGAGAAAAUGUUUGACAACGGUAACUUCAGGAGAAAGAGAAAGAGACGAGUCGAUGCGGUGAAAACGGAGGACACGAGCGCGCUCAAACUGGCGGACACGGCGAGCCUCGCGGGCGUCGUGCAGCGUUCACCGAGCCCGAGCGACCCCAAAUCCUCACCAGAGCUCACUCCGUGUUUCAGCACGUUCGUCAGCACCAUGAACUCGGUGGUGACAGGAAACGGAGACGGGAUGAGGGCGCGGGACACUGGUGCGCUGCUGGCGGAUUUAACACGGGGCCGGGAGGGUGUGUCGCCCCUGAGCUCCUACUGCCCCGGAGAGUCAGCUCCUCCGAGCGACCCGGGCCACAUGAACCACAGACUGAGUUACUACAGCCCCGGCCUCGGCAACCACUUCAGCGUAAACAAUUUAAUAUACAGCCGCGAGGGAACCGAGGUUUAGGUGGGACUUGGAUAGACAGAAUAGGAUCUUACUGCGCUCUGUGAGCGCACACCUCAUGUUUUCACCUUUAUUUGUAUUUUGGUUGGGCUUGGUUUUUGAGACAUUGCCAAACCAAUUGCACUCUCAAGUCCUGUAAAUAUGUAUAUGCACAGUAAAAAAAAAAUCCAGUUUUCAAUUGAUUUGUCAGACUUGAUGUUAUUGUAAGGCUAUUGCAAGGAAAAAAACGUUUUGCAUUGACAUAUACAGUGUUCACCCCUGCACUGCUCCAAAGUGUAAAUGUGGAGAAUUUACUCAU